This is a messenger RNA of Coccinella septempunctata (seven-spotted ladybird), 923 nucleotides long. RefSeq lists its product as uncharacterized. The record is from RefSeq and is a predicted model, not a curated record. The transcript is spliced from 5 exons. The coding region runs from base 297 to 815 and encodes 172 amino acids. NCBI's taxonomy places the organism in Eukaryota, Metazoa, Arthropoda, Insecta, Coleoptera, Coccinellidae.
UUACACAUUUCUUCCUGUACUUCAGUCCAGUCCGCAGGAAUUUUAUACGAGAGGUGAUCGUGCAGGGAUCGCGCAUGGCACCGUAAUGAAUGAAUUCGUCAUAUAGAUACUUUGAAUUUCGUUCAGUUCGUUAUCGCAGCUGAGGUGUUGGGCCGAACUUUUCUAGGAUUGUUUCACGUGUUUCGAUUGCCGGAUCCAGUAUUCAAUCAGUGCUCGUCGCUCUGGAAUAUUUUGACACCAGAAAGAGAAUGAAAUGUUCUUGAAGACUGAUUGUGGUUAUCCCAUGAAGAUGAAACAUGAAAUACUCACUUACUUAUCUCAUUUUUAUGAUGGCGUGCAGUGCAGUAUGUUCUUCGCCAAUGAUAGAAAAUGAUAGGAGGGUGCGUUAUGAAGAAUACGUCAUAGAGCAUGAAAUUUCAGCGACCCAAGCGAAGAAUUCAGCUCUAACGAUCGCCUUAACUUCUUUUGCCUCCUCUCCAGGUUGCCAGAAUUGUACUGAUGAAGAAAUUCGUUAUUGUUCUGGAUCCGAUUUGAUUAAUGACCAUUGUUGCUGUGAUAAACGUUUUUCUGAAUCGCUGCCUUUCAUCCCACAUACAUGUUAUUCGGGUACGACGCUCUGCAGAACAAUAGCAGCGGAUUGUGAAGAAUAUUAUAGGAGGAAGUUAUGCUGCUGUGACAGACAUGUUUUGAGAUUGUGGAAACAAAAACUGAUGAAAAGGAACAACUCUACUCGAAGUGAAUUUAGAUUUCAUUCGCUUCACCUCAUGUUCUUGAAUAUAUUAUUUUUAAUUUAUUAUCCAAAGAUUCUUAUUUGAUGUAUUUUGUUAGUACGUAUUAAAAUUAACAGUAUUAUUUGACCUUAAAAUGUUUUAAAUUAUUUGUUAAUUCAUUGUUACAUAAAUGAAUAAAUGUUCGAUAUUCUA